Messenger RNA from Mucor velutinosus, 234 nucleotides. RefSeq names its product Molecular chaperone (DnaJ superfamily). NCBI's taxonomy places the organism in Eukaryota, Fungi, Mucoromycota, Mucoromycetes, Mucorales, Mucoraceae. The record is from RefSeq and is a predicted model, not a curated record. Bases 1 to 234 code for a protein of 77 amino acids. Gene Ontology annotation, molecular function: ubiquitin protein ligase binding; protein tag activity. Gene Ontology annotation, biological process: modification-dependent protein catabolic process; protein neddylation; regulation of proteolysis. Gene Ontology annotation, cellular component: cytoplasm; nucleus. The transcript is spliced from 4 exons.
AUGCUUGUUAAAGUCAAGACCUUGACCGGUAAAGAAAUUGAAAUUGAUAUUGAACCCAAUGACAAGAUUUCUCGCAUCAAAGAACGUGUAGAGGAGAAAGAAGGUAUCCCUCCACCUCAGCAACGUUUGAUUUACAGUGGAAAGCAAAUGGCUGAUGAGAUGACAGCUACUCAAUAUGGCAUUGAAGGUGGUUCUGUUCUUCAUUUAGUGUUGGCUCUUCGCGGUGGUCAAUAA